AUGACCUCCAACCAACUGCGAAGCCACACCAUAUUUAGUGCCAAAUCGAAUCCACUUUGUCUAACCGAUUACACACGUGAACAUGUGGGCAUGGCUCUUGGAUUUGUUACCAUAUGGAGCAAAGAACCAAGAAGAUCAAAGUCAGCAACAAAGAUCGCAUUCGGCGGACAUUAUAUACUUAAUCAGAUACUUAGAUGGUCCGUCUUCACUGGACGUGUGGGCCCCAGCAUCCCUUCCACUCGUUUCAUCUCCUCGCCAUUGUCAUACAAGAUGUUCUCAAGUUUCGUGAGUGACGUUGACGAGGUCCUUGAGCCGUAUCCACCUAACCCCUCAGGUGGUCCAUCCCCAUGGCGAACACGUCAUCCCUUCUCGUUGGCGGUCUCCCUCGGGGACGUUUAG
Messenger RNA from Necator americanus (New World hookworm), 399 nucleotides. RefSeq lists its product as uncharacterized. The record is from RefSeq and is a predicted model, not a curated record. The coding region runs from base 1 to 399 and encodes 132 amino acids. Lineage: Eukaryota; Metazoa; Nematoda; Chromadorea; Rhabditida; Ancylostomatidae. The transcript has a single exon.